GGGGCCAGAGAGCACGGCGCCUCUCGAGCGCAACAGAACCCCGCCGGCUGAGGAGCACGGUGGGUGCGGGGCCUCGGCCCCCUGCGGCCUCGCCACCCCCACCCCUACUCCCAGCCCCAGCCCGAGGCCGCGCGGGCGAGGACCUGGCUUCCCGUCCGGGCCGCGGCCCGCCCCACACCGGGCGGGGCCCCGAUCUGCGGCCUCGCCUCGCCGGGGAGCCGGAGUCGGCCGGGAGCUCCCGGGAGCCGCAGCCCCAGCCACACGGUCCCCCGGGGCCGGGCCGGGCGGCCGGGGCGCGAUGGCGACGUGGCGGCGGGACGGCCGGCUGACGGGCGGCCAGCGGCUGCUGUGCGCGGGCGCGGCAGGGGCGCUCAGCCUCACGGUCACCGCGCCGCUCGAGCUCGCCACCGUGCUGGCCCAGGUCGGUGGCGCGCGGGGCCCGGCCCGGGGACCGUGGGCCGCGGGGCUCCGGGUGUGGCGCGCCGAGGGGCCCCGCGCCCUGUGGAAGGGGAACGCGGUGGCCUGCCUGCGCCUCUUCCCCUGCAGCGCCUUGCAGCUCGCCGCCUACCGCAAAUUUGUCAUGCUGUUCACGGAUGACCUGGGCCAUAUUUCCCAGUGGAGCUCCAUCAUGGCUGGGAGUCUUGCGGGCAUGGUGUCUACCAUUGUGAUGUACCCCACAGACCUCAUCAAAACCCGGUUGAUUGUGCAGAACCUGCUGGAACCAUCUUACAGAGGGAUCCUCCAUGCUUUUUCUACUGUCUAUCAACAGGAAGGGUUCCUAGCCCUUUAUCGAGGGGUUUCCCUUACUGUUCUAGGUGCUCUCCCCUUCUCCGCUGGCUCCCUUCUAGUUUACAUAAACCUGGAGAAACUCUGGAACGGACCCCGAGAUCGGUUCUCUCCCCUCCAGAACUUUGCCAAUGUCUGCCUGGCCGCUGCCGUAACCCAGACACUCUCCUUUCCUUUCGACACAGUGAAGAGAAAGAUGCAGGCUCAGAGCCCACACCUUCCCCACCACGGAGGAGUGGAUGUCCAUUUCUCAGGAGCAGUGGACUGCUUCCGGCAGAUAGUCAAAGCCCAAGGAGUCCUGGCCCUCUGGAAUGGACUGACAGCCAACUUGCUGAAGAUAGUUCCAUAUUUUGGAGUUAUGUUUGGCACCUUUGAGUUCUGCAAGAGAAUCUGUCUUUACCAAAAUGGUUACAUUGUGUCUCCUCUGAGCUAUAAAUUGACCCCAGGAGUGGAUCAGAGUUUGAAGCCCCAGGAAUUACGGGAAUUUAAAAAGUUUUUCAAAACUGGACAGCUAAAGUCUAAAAAACCAACCCUUUAAAACUAAAUGGAACAAGAAGCACAGUUAGGGCAUGUUACAAUCAUACAAAAAUGUAGCCUCAUAAUCCUAUGUGCAUGGAGUGACAAGAGGAUAUACCCAUCUGCUGCUCUUGGAAAUGAGAAGAUUCAGCCACAUACCAGCUCCAAGCUCCAAGCUGAUGACCUGGUACACACCUGUGCCACGGGGAAGCUUCCCAACAGGACUGUUUCGUGGUGGCAUUCCACCAGAUUUUAUAAUAAAAUCUAGCCUUCAUUCACGAAAUGUGCAAUUUACACUCUGUAAAUGUGCAACUCACAGGACGCCAAAGAAAGGGCAUCGCCAUGACCUCAAAGUGACAUGCAGUUGAAGUGGCUGAGCAGGAUCCCUGGGUGGCUCAGCGGUUUAGCGCCUGCCUUUGGCCCAGGGCAUGAUCCUGGAGUCCUGGGAUCAAGUCCCACAUCAGGCUCCCUGCAUGGAGCCUGCUUCUCCCUCUGCCUAUGUCUCUGCCUCUCUCUCUGUGUCUCUCAUGAAUAAAUAAAUAAAAUCUUAAAAAAAAAAAGAAAUGGCUGAGCAAAUACCACAUCAUGAGCUCAGCCACAUGGUCACAGCUCGCACUAACCCACACUGGCCUAGUUUUGCUCCAUUUGACCCAAGUCCUCCUAACACAGUUGUUCUGAAAGCCCUAAUCUUUGAGGAGUUCUGAGUGCAUACACUAUAGUGCAAAUUAUGCCUUAUCAGAAACUGAUUUAAAGCAUUUAACAUUUAAAAGUCAUCACUGUCAUCGUAGAACCACCCUUCUGUAUUUAAAUUUGAAGCAUCUCAAUCUUUUUUCAGGAAGGCAGUUUUUACCCUGACCACUUAAUUAAUGCCCCCAAAGACCUUCUUCCAAUUGAAGUCAUGUACAGUUGAAGUGGCCCGAAUUCUCUGCCUUUUUAACGUGCUUUGCAAGCCCUACCCUGAAAAUAAAUUAUUUAGUCAACUUAAGUUAUUCUCACAAGAUGUCCCAAUUGCCUAGAAAGGAUCAAAUAGAACAUUUGACACACAUAUCAAAAAGAGAAAUGGAACUGAACAGAAAUACUUCAGGCUAAUCAUCUCUACUCGAUGCUUUAAAAAUCAAACUUUGGAUUGUUCCACCUUGAGAACUCCAUGUCAAGUUUAUAUAACCAUACUUUCAAAUACUUAUCUAUGCAUUGAAAAACAAUAAUAUUAAAUUUUUAAUUUACACACACACACACACACACACACGGGCUUUCAGUAUGUUGAAAGUAUUUUUCCAUGUUAAAUUUAUUUUCCAAAGAAAAAUGUUGUUUGGUCAUUUGUUACCUAAGGUAAGUGAUAGCAGAGGAAUAGCAGUUAAUACACACAGGAAGAUCUCAUCUGUAGCCCAAUCUGUUACAGUUGGGAGGGUGGCACAUUCUUUACCCACAGCGGAUAGCCAUAUUUAUUAACUCUUCAUUUUCCUUUCAGUGAACAGGUUUUUUAAAGUUCUGAAAUCUGCAGGAAAAAAAAUACGUUUUUAUACUAGAUCUAAAAUCCUAACUCAGGUUACUUACACCACAUUAAUAUCUUCUGCGUAUUCUUCAACGCAUAUAUGAGAGGGACAGCCACGCUCCAGCUACUAUCACACACAGGAAUGUUUUCUGAGCUGUAGUUUUGGCUUUUUCAAUAAAGUUAAUUGGGGAAAAGGAAUGCCUCGUUUUUUCUAAUUUCAGGACAACUCUUAAAACUCUAGUUUUGGGGGCACCUGGCUGGCUCAGUUGGAAUACCAUGCAACUCUUGAUCUCAGAGUCAUGAAUUCAAGCCCCACGGUGGGUAUAGAGAUUACUAAAAAAAUAAUAAUUAAUUAACUUAAAACAAAACUCUAGUUUUGUUCCUGAAAUAAACUUCCAGCUUAUUUUCAUUUUCUCAGGGGUAUGAAAGGAGUGUUCUGCUUUUCUGCUUUAUGACUGGCAGAGUACACUAAACUGGACUAAGUACUUUAGGAGGAUUAGAAAGACAUGUGAUACAAUAUUAACCCAGGAGAAGCACAGUCUUAAGGACAAAACAUCCCUACAUAGGAAAGGACUCUGAUUACAAAGCAAAUACAAGCGAAGACAUGAUAAUGUGGUAACAACUGUCUGUCUAAUAAGACCACCAAGGGGCUCCCUGUAUACCUACUGAAUCAAGGAUUAAAGGGAUCAUCA
Molecule: messenger RNA, 3486 nt
Organism: Nyctereutes procyonoides (raccoon dog)
Lineage: Eukaryota; Metazoa; Chordata; Mammalia; Carnivora; Canidae
Gene: SLC25A43
Product: solute carrier family 25 member 43
Exons: 5
Coding region: 299-1324 (341 amino acids)
Biological process (GO): transmembrane transport
Source: RefSeq, a predicted model, not a curated record